Molecule: messenger RNA, 1242 nt
Organism: Mytilus californianus (California mussel)
Lineage: Eukaryota; Metazoa; Mollusca; Bivalvia; Mytilida; Mytilidae
Product: transcription intermediary factor 1-alpha-like
Exons: 2
Coding region: 36-1094 (352 amino acids)
Molecular function (GO): zinc ion binding
Source: RefSeq, a predicted model, not a curated record
AUACAAAUCCUGCACAUGCACAACGCAUAAUAACUAUGUCUUCAAUUCCGUUUUGUGAACCUUGCCAAAGAGAAAACAAUACAGCAGAGGCAGUUAGCUGGUGUUGUGACUGUGUUGAAUCAUUAUGUCAGAAUUGUAAUAAUGCGCAUCGAAUCAAUAAAAUUACUCUUGCACAUACACUAAAGAAAAUAGAAGAUAUGCCGCCAGAGAUAUCCCCAAGUUUAACAUCUCAAAAGUAUUGUCCUUUGCAUUCGGAUCUAAUUUUAGAUCUGUACUGUGCAUAUCAUAAUGCACUGUGUUGCCGAUCAUGCAUGACGGAAAAACAUAGAGGGUGCGAUAGGAUGCAGUCAAUAGAUACUGUCGCAAAGGGAAUCAAACAAUCGCCUUUGUUACAGACCGUGACGAAAGAUAUGGAUGAAGAUAUUCAAUUAUUAAACAAAUUAGCACAGAACCGAACCGAAAAUUUAAAAAGACUAGAUAAGCAAAAGGACGAAAUAACGAAAUCUAUUGCUGAAAUUAAACAAAACAUUAUUGAUCGUCUUGAAGCAUUAGAGCAUGCAUUGCUAUCAGAACUGUCAUCUGUGCAUCUUUUGAAAUCAUCAAACAUUGAAAAGCAGGAGGAUAAGGUUUCGGGGUUAAUCGAAAAGGUAAACGAGCAUAAAAAGGAGCUAGAUUUUGUAAAAGAAUUUGGCUCAAAUAGCCAAGUUUUUAUUACACUUCAUAAUUUGAAAACGUCCACCACUGAAGAAAGAAAACAAAUCAAAGUACUAAUACAUUCUUUAAAAGAUAUAAAUAUUGUAUAUAUCCAUCCAAAAAAUCAGGAAUCUUAUUUGACAACUUUAGGAAUAUUGACAACAAAGCUUGAUCCUUGUAGUCAACUUUCAAGUGAUCAAAAGACCAAAAAAGAUAAUUAUACACUUCCAAUGAUAAACAGUCGCCCGACAACACAGAUCAACAAAAGACCCGAAAUACGCUCUCCCUCAAAGACCGAAGCAGAAACAGGCCCACUUUCAGGAAGGUUCUCGAAAGCAUCAAAUAUAUCGACGAAAACCAGAUAUUCAAAAUCAUCUGUAGAUGGAUGUAAAUCAUCAUAAAUAUUUUAUAUUAUGUAAAUAAACUGCAUGAGAUUUACUAGAAAGUAUAUAUUUUAUAUGUGAAUUCUUGUACAACAUAAACAUUUGAAAUACCUAGUACAUUGUAGUACAUAAAGUUUUGUUUAUACAUAAAAGCAUAUGUAACGUU